Molecule: messenger RNA, 1901 nt
Organism: Salvelinus fontinalis (brook trout)
Lineage: Eukaryota; Metazoa; Chordata; Actinopteri; Salmoniformes; Salmonidae
Product: vacuolar protein sorting-associated protein 8 homolog
Exons: 4
Coding region: 978-1604 (208 amino acids)
Source: RefSeq, a predicted model, not a curated record
CCCCUUCCCCCCCAGACGUUACUGGAGACGACCACCAGUCUGUUGAACCAUGACCUCCACUGGUCCCUGUCUCACCUGCGAGCGGCGGUCAGCAGGGGGCUCCACCCCCGGCAGGACCACUGUAACAUCUGUCUGCAGCAGUACAAGAGACGUCAGGACAGCCCAGAUGAAAUCAUCAUAUUCAGGUCGUCACCACAACAUUCACAUCAACAUGGGUUCUCUACAACCGCUUCUGACUGGCAUGUUCUGAUAGAGGAUGAACGGUGUCUGAUCUGUUUACAGUACAAUGUUCUGAUAGAGAAUGAACGGUGUCAGAUCUGGUUACAGUACAGUGUUCUGAUGGAGGAUGAAUGGUGUCAGAUCUGUUUACAGUACAAUGUUCUGAUAGAGAAUGAACGGUGUCAGAUCUGGUUACAGUACAAUGUUCUGAUAGAGGAUGAACGGUGUCAGAUCUGGUUACAGUACAAUGUUCUGAUAGAGAAUGAACGGUGUCAGAUCUGGUUACAGUACAAUGUUCUGAUAGACGAACGGUGUCAGAUCUGUUUACAGUACAGUGUUCUGAUAGAGAAUGAAUGGUGUCUGAUCUGUUUACAGUACAAUGUUCUGAUAGAGGAUUAAUGGUGUCAGAUCUGUUUACAGUACAGUGUUCUGAUAGAGAAUGAAUGGUGUCAGAUCUGUUUACAGUACAAUGUUCUGAUAGAGAAUGAAUGGUGUCAGAUCUGUUUACAGUACAAUGUUCUGAUAGAGAAUGAAUGGUGUCAGAUCUGUUUACAGUACAGUGUUCUGAUGGAGGAUGAAUGGUGUCCGAUCUGUUUACAGUACAAUGUUCUGAUAGAGAAUGAAUGGUGUCAGAUCUGUUUACAGUACAAUGUUCUGAUAGAGAAUGAAUGGUGUCAGAUCUGUUUACAGUACAAUGUUCUGAUGGAGGAUGAAUGGUGUCCGAUCUGUUUACAGUACAAUGUUCUGAUGGAGAAUGAAUGGUGUCAGAUCUGUUUACAGUACAAUGUUCUGAACCUGUCACCUCACUGAACAUUUCCCGUGCUGGUGCUGUAGUGGAGUCUCCACACGGUAAUGCUGUUAACACGUGUGUGUGUGUGUGUGUGUGUGUGUGUGUGUGUGUGUGUGUGUGUGUGUGUGUGUGUGUGUGUGUGUGUGUGUGUGUGUGUUGUAGCUGCGGCCACCUGUACCACUGCCAGUGUCUGCAGCGGAAGGGGAGUGGCCACGCGGAGCCCAGGCUGCUGCAGGUCUGGAGCUGCUACAAGUGUCUCUCCUCACAGAGAGGGAGGGCCGGGGUCACCACGGAGACCGGGAGGGGGCGGAGCACCUCCCUCGCACAGACCAAAGUGAUGUCCAGGGAAGCAGGGGAAGAAGGGAGAAAGGUGUUUGCUGAGACCACAUUGGACCCCCAGCAGAGUCAGUCCUGGGACCAGCUACGAUGUCUCUACAGAGGACCUUCCAGGUUGGCCAUCUUGUCGGAAAUCUCCCACUGCCAUGGCAACGAGAAGGCGGGCCUCCUAAACCCCUCCCAACCUGGAAGAGGAAGUAUAUUCCACAGCGAGAACUUCCAGCUCAAACUCUCCCCACCACCAUCGGUUGAAGAGUAGCGAGCCUACAGCCAUGUUCAGUAUGAUAACGUCGUGGAACUUUCAGAUAGAAAUAUUUUGUGUAGAACAGACACGAUGUCCUGGUCAGGUAGAAUAGGCUGUUCCCUCUAUUUGUUAUAUUUCUGACUGAAGACACCCCUGUAGUUUCUGUUGUUGAUUAAACACUACCACGUAUUCUACUCUUGUUGAUCAAAACUACGUUAUCCACUGUCUGGGCGGAUGUUUGAAAUGGUAUCGAUCAAAUGUUAUCUUUCUGUCUGCAAAAUGUCCAUAAAUAAACCAAUUUGUAACAUAUAA